Molecule: messenger RNA, 4044 nt
Organism: Gossypium raimondii (Peruvian cotton)
Lineage: Eukaryota; Viridiplantae; Streptophyta; Magnoliopsida; Malvales; Malvaceae
Product: FIP1[V]-like protein
Exons: 12
Coding region: 143-3694 (1183 amino acids)
Biological process (GO): mRNA processing
Source: RefSeq, a predicted model, not a curated record
GGGUUUCUUUACCUUAUUUGCACUAUGUUUUUUCUUAUCAUUUUUAAGAAACGAGAAUGAAUUUAACGUAAUCGAAAUAUUUGUAACCUAUGUCUAUGACGUUCGACUAAUUUGUACACAAAUAGCGGAAAGUAAAAGAAAAAUGGAGUCGAUGGAUGAUGAUUUUGAUGAUUUGUAUGCUGAUGUUGAAGUCCAAGCUAGCUCAGCUGUUGGCGAACCAGAAGAGAAUAACCCUGGCAAUGGCUCCAAAAGCACCGAGGUGGAUAAUAAGUUCAUCGCCGGUUCAGUUACGGAAGAUAGUGACAGCGAGGAUGAUUUGAACAUUGUGUUGAAUGAUGAUGAUGAUUGCCAGAACUUUCCGGUCACCGGUGCUAGGAGUCACGGUGGUAGCUACGAGGAGAACGAAAAUGGUGAUUUUGGUGUAGAUGAAACCGGGUCAGAUAAUAUUUCAAGGCGAGUGGAACCGUUUAGUGAUGGGUCGGAGCUGAAAUUUAGAGGGGAUGGUGUAGAAAUAGGGAUUGGAGCUAAAAUUGAGGUUAAUUCUCUCUUCAAGUAUGUGAGACCUCAUGGAUCAUCAUUUCCAAGUAAUAUAAGGGUUAAUGGUCAUACUGGUGUGUUGUCAUUUUCUUAUAAGUCGAGAAGAGGUGACUGGGAAGACGAUGUUUACAACCAAAACAAGGUUGCUACCAUGAAAUCAUUGCCACAUCAAUUUGGACAUUGUUUUUCCCUUCCAUGGUACAGGACAAUAUUGGAUGUCAAUAUUGAUGCAUUUGAGGAGAAACCUUGGAGGCAUGCUUCUGCAGAUAUAACAGAUUUCUUUAAUUACGGAUUCAAUGAGGAUAGUUGGAAAGAAUACUGUAACUCCCUGGAGAAACUUGGGCAACAAACAUCGAGGCAGGCAAGGAUUCCUUCUCAUUAUUCUUCAAAACUUGACCAGGCUUAUGAAGCUGAGGCUGGUCAUGAGAUAAUAACUCGGGAAGCUAUAACAGAGGAUGUAGCUGAGGUUGAUUCGUCAUUGAAAUGUGCUGAUAGAGGGGCGAUGCUCUUGGAACUGCCAAAAGGAAGAGCAAUUAAGGUUGAAGACAGCAUUAAUGAACGCCAACCAUCCAUGGAUAUAAGGCGUCCACGUUUUCAAGAUUCUGGUGUUAUUAUAGAGGAUUCCACUGUGGAUUCAUCUGACUCUGCAAAUGAGGAAUUAGGUCAUGGUAGCAAGUCUAAAGUGUUAGAGUCUGGGAAGCUGGAUGCAAAGGAUGAUAGAAAUGUUUGCUUUUCUGUUAGUGCUAGCAGUGAGGAAUUGAAUGAAGAGCAUUAUGCAAGGGCUAGAAAUGUGUCCACAUCUUCUUUUGAGAGGUCUUUGCAGCCAGCAUCUAAUCAAACUUCACUAGAGACCAGUGAUCAUGGCAAGGCCUAUGUCUCUGAUAUGAAUGGGGGUUGCCAUCAAAAUAUGGAAGUUCACAUUUCAGAAGGAACUGCUGAAGCAAUGGCAACCAAAAAUAAGGAAAAUGAAGCAGCUUGCAGAAAUACUCACCAUUCACAUACUUACGUUAUUGAGACAGAACCAUCACUCGAAAAUCGAAGUCAUUUUAGCCCUACACUUUCCUUUUCUGGAAGCGAUCCUGAAGAUAGUGUUGAUGCUGCUUCCAUUGAAAUCCGAAGUCCGUUAAGAAGGAAAGAACCAGGUUAUGGCACUGGAUUACAGAAGUCACUUGAUCAUAAGAGUUCCAGAAGUGAUGGCCCCAAAAUGAAAUUAAAUGAUGGAGAAGGUUUUUCGGAACAUACAACUCCCAUGAAAGACAAGCAAAAGCAUGAGAGUUGGAGGCACCAACAUUCCUUGAAACAGAGGAUCGUGGUUGAAAGUGAUGAUGAGUAUGACCCUUAUCCAAUAUCAGAUGUAGAGGGUGAUUGGAAAAGAUACCGAAGAGAUGGAAAUCCCACUGAGGAAGAAUGGAAGCAUCACCGUGGUAGACCUCACGGUAUUAUUGACCAGAAGAUAUACCCUAAAACUGCUAUGAAGCUUCCCUUUUAUCAAAUGCGAGGGAACUCUAUUAUAAAGAUUACUCAUCUGUUUACUGUGGCAGGCAGAAGGAAAGAUUGGGAGAAAGAACCUUGUGUUAACCGCAGUAAAAGGUUUACUGACAGCCAUCUUUGGGCUCUCGGCAGAAAAGCUCAUCUGCGCUUUAAAAAAGAUUCAGAUCACUUUGGACAAAGACUUCCUGCUCAGAAGAGUUUGGUUCCUCACACUUGCAGAGAAUCUGGGAGUUUAGCCUCAAGGUAUUCCUCUGCUUCAACAGAAAGAGAUAUUCAAUGGAGAAGGGGAAGUGAAAGACUCCAACUUAGGAAGAAAACUGAUCAUGGUGAUUAUCCCUUAGAUUAUAAGCAUGAAGAUGAGUGGUUAAAACUAAAGUAUGACUCAUCUAUUUCAUUCACACGCUGUGAAAGGGGUUUGGUUAAAUCUUAUGAGAGAUGCAUACCACCCAUCAGGAGAGAAGUCAAAGUUUCUGGCAGAGAAGGUAGAUUUGUUGAUGCUGCCCUUUUCCAUUUGAAUAGAUCAGGGACCGUUGAAAGUGAAGUUGUGUGUCAGAGACAGGUAUAUAGCAGAUCUCUGGCAUUGGCAAUUGACAUAGAACUGUCAGCACAUAAUGGGAGAAGAUGGUUUAAUGCAGCAUCACCCAGAAAUGAGGCAUCUGAAUCUCUAAUUGAAAGAUGUCAUAGACAUCAGAGAAUAGAUAAUGAAGUUCAGUCAUGGGGAAGAGGUCGUAGUAAGCGAUCUAGAGUACUACACUGGAGAGAGGAUAAAUUACUUGUAAAUGAUAGAUUGUUUGCUCAAUGGGUGUCUUUUUCUUGUGAAAAAACUUCUAAGCAUGAUUCAAUUCAUGCUACGCUUGGGUCACUCCAAGAUGAGGUGUUUAAUAAUGAUUCAAUGCUAGAGCAUCAUGGAUAUGAAAUGAUAAGUGAAGGAAGUAAUGCCACCUGUUUUAAAAGAAAAUCUUUUAUUAGGUAUAGAGGUGAGAAUGAGCAGGUGGUCCUGAAGGACAGGGACUCUGUUGACUUGAUUGUUGUGGAAAGAAAGGUAAAGCUGGGGAAACCAAGGUCAAGGAAAUCUUGUAUCAUUUGUACUUACCUUCUGCAGUCUUUUAGAAGACACUCAGAUAGUAGAAACUUAGUGUGCAAAGCAAGGGUCGUAAAGAUGGGCUCAGAAUAUCCUACGGAGCGGAAAGCUGUUAUGGAAUUUCAUGACUCUUAUGGAAGCAAAACAGCUGAUAAAGACAACCGUAAUAAGAAUGGCCGAAGAAAUAACAAUGAGAAACAGUUUGGUAAGUUCUCAGUUACAGAGUGUAACAAAUAUUUGGAUAUUGAGGAGGGUCAGAUCAUACACGAAAAGCAAAGUGUUGAAGAUAUUAACCCGGAAAAGGAAAAUGCUUCAGAGACUAUGAUACAAAGGGGGAAGGCGAAGAUGAGAACAUUGCUCGUGGAUAGUGCUUUUGAUAAGAAUGGAGCUGUAGGUGAAUAUGAGAACAAACGGAUACUGGAGACACUAGCAAAGAUGGAGAAAGGAAGGGAACGGUUUAGGGAUCCAAUCACAAUAAAACGGGAACAGGACAAGACCUCUACUCCCCAAGUUGAAUUGGUUGUCCAGACUAAUGAAACAAAGCGACAGAGGCCUGCUAGAAAGAGGCAGUGGGGUGUAAGUUAGCCUUUCUAUAGUUUACUUCAUGCCAUCUUACUGAAAAUGAUAUGGUCUCCUCAGGUUUCAGGUGAAGCAGGAUUUUCAUUCUCCGUUCUGAAGAGGCAAGUAACGGCCGCCGUGGUACAUGCCUUUAAACAUCACAAUCAUCAUGUCUCUUCCGUAUACAAUAAAAUUGACUGCAAAAAUUACAGUGGGUAAAUUUUUUUUGUACUUGUUCCAGUUCUUCAUCUUGGCAAACUGCAUAUGAUUUUUUUAUGCUCAUGAUGAAAGUAUUAAUGUUUUCAAGGUUUAAGCUUAUUCAUUGCUGGCAAUGCUACAUUUAUGGCAUUUUUAUCCAGUCUAAAGGCUUUGGUUAA